Messenger RNA from Cylicostephanus goldi, 916 nucleotides. Lineage: Eukaryota; Metazoa; Nematoda; Chromadorea; Rhabditida; Strongylidae. The record is from the annotation of a GenBank genome assembly.
UUUUUACGCACCAUUCUGUGUUUUCGUGGCACUUGUCCACCAAUUCCAACAUUUUUAGGUCCCAGCAGUAAAAAGAAGCGACACGCAUGUUACUUUACGUCUGAAUGCCUCCAAAGAAGCUGCUGGCCAGUAUGUCUGUCAAGCAGACAACGGUAUUGGUUUCCCAGGAGAAGGAACUGCUUACCUUUUGGUUAACACUGCUCCGAAGAUACUGUCGUUGCCUUUUCUCUCUAGAGCCGCUGGACCACUUGGAGGACGAGCUCGGGUUAGGUGCAGAGCACAUGCUGUACCCGAUGCCGAUUUUGUUUGGGACCGAGCUGGAGAGAUCAUACAAGGAAAUAACACCAAAUAUGGAAUGUCUACCAUACAGCUGGAUUAUUCAACAUUUGAGAUUGGACCGCCCUCUCCUCCGGAUGCACCACUUGAUAUCCAUGUCACAAACACAACAUCAAAUACCAUUUCUAUUUCGUGGACACCAGGAUUUGAUGGAGGUUUCGAGCAGACGUUUGAAAAUCUCCGAUUGUCCGGUUUGGCUCCAUCUUCUGUUUAUCUAUUCCAACUGCGUUCGAUCAACACUAGAGGGUUUUCGUCCGAGUUAACACGACCUCCAGCUGCCUUUGCUACUUUGAGCGAAGACGGUUCGACAGUGGCGGUUAUUGCUGGGAAGAAAGAGUCAAUACCUCGGCCAAUAAUAAUGCUCCUUGCUAUUGGCGGUACGCUUUUACUGCUGUUUAACUGCCUUCUUCUUUGUUAUUUGCAACGACGGAACAAGAAGAAGAAGAUUCAGGAAAAAACUGAAAUGGUGCGAACAGCGAUAAAUGGUGAAGGAGUAAGGCCAGUACAAAUGUAUGGAACAAUGCUGCAGGUAGAGAUAUUUGUACAUCACGUCCAAACCAUAUGUCUGCCAUUUGUUUGA